GGGUCAGACAGUAUAUAAAUCUGAGCCCAGCUGAACUCGUCAGUCGCUUCUCACAUAGGACACAUUAAGGCCGAACUGUGAGAGCUCACUCAGCUUCUUCUUCUUCCGAUAACUCAACUUCCGACACAAUUUGUCAGAUUCAGGAAACAUGCGUGAGUGUAUCUCCGUGCACGUUGGUCAGGCGGGUGUGCAGAUUGGCAAUGCCUGCUGGGAGCUGUACUGCCUGGAACAUGGCAUCCAGCCGGACGGUCAGAUGCCCAGUGACAAGACUGUCGGAGGAGGAGACGACGCCUUCAACACAUUCUUCAGCGAGACUGGAGCUGGGAAGCACGUUCCCAGGGCAGUGUUUGUUGACCUGGAGCCCACCGUCAUCGAUGAGGUGCGCACUGGAACAUACCGCCAGCUGUUCCACCCCGAGCAGCUGAUCACUGGUAAGGAGGAUGCUGCCAACAACUACGCCCGAGGACACUACACCGUCGGUAAAGAGGUCAUUGACCUGGUUCUGGAAAGGAUCCGCAAACUGGUGAGUAACUUGACACAGGAGCAGCUCCGUUUCCUCAUUUUUUUACUGAAGCACAAAAUUAUAUUUCAUAUUGUUUUAACCAUCUCCCUCUGUCUUCAGUCCGACCAGUGCACUGGUCUUCAGGGCUUCCUGGUUUUCCACAGCUUCGGCGGUGGCACUGGCUCUGGUUUCACCUCCCUGCUGAUGGAGCGUCUGUCUGUCGACUACGGCAAGAAGUCCAAGCUGGAGUUCUCCAUCUACCCGGCUCCCCAGGUGUCCACCGCCGUGGUGGAGCCCUACAACGCCAUCCUCACCACCCACACCACGCUGGAGCACUCCGACUGUUCCUUUAUGGUGGACAACGAGGCCAUCUACGAUAUCUGCCGUAGGAACCUGGAUAUCGAGCGUCCUUCCUACACCAACCUGAACAGGUUGAUCAGUCAGAUCGUGUCCUCCAUCACCGCCUCCCUCCGUUUCGACGGCGCCCUCAAUGUCGAUCUGACCGAGUUCCAGACCAACCUGGUGCCGUAUCCCCGUAUCCACUUCCCUCUUGCCACCUACGCUCCCGUCAUCUCUGCUGAGAAGGCGUACCACGAGCAAAUAACGGUGUCUGAGAUCACAAACGCCUGCUUCGAGCCGGCCAACCAGCUGGUGAAAUGUGACCCUCGCCACGGUAAGUACAUGGCCUGCUGCCUGCUUUACCGUGGGGACGUGGUGCCCAAAGAUGUCAACGCUGCCAUUGCCACCAUCAAAACCAAGCGCUCCAUCCAGUUUGUGGACUGGUGUCCAACUGGUUUCAAGGUGGGCAUCAACUACCAGCCGCCCACUGUGGUUCCUGGUGGCGACCUGGCCAAGGUCCAGAGGGCCGUGUGCAUGCUGAGCAACACCACUGCUAUCGCCGAGGCCUGGGCUCGGCUUGACCACAAGUUCGACCUGAUGUACGCCAAGCGCGCCUUCGUUCACUGGUACGUGGGCGAGGGUAUGGAGGAGGGGGAGUUCUCCGAGGCCAGGGAGGACAUGGCGGCUCUGGAGAAGGAUUACGAGGAGGUUGGAACUGACAGUUUGGGAGAUGAUGAUGAUGAUGAAGGAGAAGAGUAUUAAACAAAAAAAAGAGAUGCAUUCCAUUGUUGAAGCUCUGUGCCUUUUGUCAAAAUAUCCAAAAUAAAUUUUGUUCUUUGACUGCA
This is a messenger RNA of Scophthalmus maximus (turbot), 1686 nucleotides long. RefSeq names its product tubulin alpha-1C chain. Gene Ontology annotation, molecular function: GTP binding; structural constituent of cytoskeleton. The record is from RefSeq and is a predicted model, not a curated record. NCBI's taxonomy places the organism in Eukaryota, Metazoa, Chordata, Actinopteri, Pleuronectiformes, Scophthalmidae. Gene Ontology annotation, cellular component: microtubule; cytoplasm. The transcript is spliced from 3 exons. The coding region runs from base 149 to 1603 and encodes 484 amino acids. Gene Ontology annotation, biological process: microtubule cytoskeleton organization; mitotic cell cycle.